GCUUGGACUGUUUUCUUACUUGACUCUUGAUAAGCCACUAAGAUGAAGCUGGCUCUAUCUUGUCACCUCUCACUUCUCCUUCUGCUUGUUGUAAACCUAACAGGUGUGUACGGGACGAGAAUCAUCGGGGGUGCAGAGGUACCACCCUUCUCCAUCAAGUAUCAGGCCUCCAUCCUCUUCAUGAACAACCACUUCUGUGGAGGCACCCUCGUCCACAAGCAGUGGGUGGUGUCUGCUGCCCACUGCUGGAGACCAAGUCACAUGAUCAAAGUGGUCUUGGGUGAGCAUGACAUCAAUAAAGACGAGGGUACUGAGCAGAGGUUCAAUGUCGCCUUGGUCAUCAAGCACUACCAGUAUCAACACUGGACAUUUGACAAUGACAUCAUGCUGCUUAAGUUGGACCGGCCAGCUGACAUCAACGCCACGGUCGAGCUGGCUUCUCUGCCAGACCCGGACUCACCGCCCUUGGCCAACUUUGCCAGGUGCACAGUCAGUGGCUGGGGUGUGACCUGGCUGUACAGCUACCAGUUGUCACCUGUACUGAAGUCUGUGGAUGUAGAAAUCUUUAACAACUGCAAUUACUACUACUACUUCAGGAUUACAGACAACAUGAUCUGUGCUGGAUCUCGCUCUGGUGGGAAAGACUCCUGUCAGGGUGACUCAGGAGGACCUCUUAUUUGUAAUGGUAAAUUUGUGGGCAUUGUAUCUUGGGGCAUCGGCUGUGCCUAUGCUUACUACCCUGGCGUCUACACCAAGGUCAGAAACUACCUCCAAUGGAUCCACUGGGUUACCCAGAACUCAUAA
Anarrhichthys ocellatus (wolf-eel) is the source of this 804-nucleotide messenger RNA. Its product is annotated as trypsin. NCBI's taxonomy places the organism in Eukaryota, Metazoa, Chordata, Actinopteri, Perciformes, Anarhichadidae. Gene Ontology annotation, molecular function: serine-type endopeptidase activity. The record is from RefSeq and is a predicted model, not a curated record. The transcript is spliced from 6 exons. The coding region runs from base 43 to 804 and encodes 253 amino acids. Gene Ontology annotation, biological process: proteolysis.